GGGUCGUCAGCUCUCAGGUAGUGCUAUGAAAUUCCUCGCUUCGCUUGCGAACUCGACCUGUCUUUGUUCUCCUUUUCACCAACAACUCGCGGUUGAACUGUCCAUGCCUGGACGCAACCUGUGAAGCGCUACUUCCUUUUGCCGCGUCCGUUACGCAUUCCUUGAAAGUUCCAAACCACUUACAUCGGAUGACGACUUGACCGCCGUGCGUCUCACCCGCAACCACCAAACACGCCAACAACGCCAUAAAGACCGACCAUUACCCGGAAGGACCGUGAUUUACACCUCUGCCGAUCUGACCCCUCCGAUUCCCACCCUGAUAGUCCUGAUAGUCCCGAUAAUCCAGCUCCCGCCGCCUUUUGCCGACAACUGGACAGCCCAGAGCCCACCGCCACGGCAUUCCUUACCUUACGCUACCUACCUUACACGUAGUACAGCAUCGCGGUUCGACAUCAGGCACACGGUCCGGUUCGAUAUCGCGAUUGACGGGAAGGCGUUCAAAUCCGAACUUCAGGCUUGCCCAGUUUCCACUGCCGACCCGCCCUGUCCGUCUGACAGCUGCACCUGUCCCACUGAAGGAGGGUCCUCAGCUCGCUGAGAUUGCGGGUACCUGCAGCACUGAGUGCAUCUGCAGUGGGUGAUUGCCAGCGCCGGCCCGGUGCACUGGCUUCGUUCGGCCUGGCAGAUCCGUUCCCAAAUUGGCCAUUCCCUUCGACGGAACGUUCACCGUGCCACGCCAUCGUCUACACCUCCACGCGUUCAUCCCACACGCUGCCGUCGCUGUCGAUCGCCGCCACAGAGAAGUCAAACGAACCCCGUCGCCUGCGAGGCCCAUGGGAAGCUCGCAGUUCGGGCUCCUCAUCGGUGCUAUUUUGGAUUGCCUAUCUCAAGUUUGAACCCAGUGGUUUUAUCCACACCACAAGUGCCUAUCAUGGGCCGAUCGUCACUCCUCAGUCCGGAUGGCCAGUUUCCCAUCGUCCUGAUUCCGGAUAAUGAAGGGACCGAGGACGCAGGGACAGCCACCAACUCGGACGCAGAACCAACCGAGUCGUACAGGCACAGAAAAAAGUUAAACUACGGGAACGAACGACAGCAGCGCCAGCAGCCGCAGCCACAAGCGCAACCGCGACCACCACCAGCGCCCCGUCAUCCCAUUCCGUUCAUGCAAGAAGCCUUUGCAGAAUCCCUAUUCGAAGCCACCCAGGGCGGUGCGACCCCAAAACCCAAAUUGCGUACCGGCGACGCCAAAACCCGUCGAGAGCAGUUGUUGGAGCAAGACAAGUCGGCCGAGCCCCCAGCGGCCCAAUGGCGCUAUCGUCCGGGGCAACAAACGCAUGAGCUGCGUCGACUAAUGUCACAAAUCUCCUUCGGCGUUUAUCUUUUGCUCAACGGGAUGGCGAACAGUCAGAUGUCGGUCGUGACAAUUCUCCAAGGGCAUAUCGACGAGGUGGAUGAGUUUCUGGAGACGGUCCUAGAGGAUAUUGGCUUAGCAACCGAAGAUUUGAACGAGCGCAUCAUUCAUCUAAGGUUGCCGAUGGAUAACAUGGAGUUUUUCGAGCAGAUGCUGGAGGAUCGCAACUUUCGGCUUAGAAUUAUCGAAGGAAACGAGAAAAUCGAGCAUAUCGUGGCCCGGACACAGGUCGCCCUUCAGCAAAUCAUGAAUGAUAUUACCGAAGGGCUGGAGUCUACGAGGGAUUUUACUAUGUAUCUGGCGGAACAGCAGCACGGUCGCUGGCGGAAAGAGCGCCCAGACGUAAUCGACAUAUUUAAUGCAAUGAAGGGAAAUACCGAUGGGUGGUUUCAAGCGUUUAUGGACUUGGAAGAGAAGGGCAAUGCUCUAAAUAGAGUAAUUGUCCAGUUGAUUGGCAUCAUUUCCGAGAUGGAGCGGAGGGCGGGUGAAGUGAGCCGAAAGACACGAUUCACCAUCGAGCCUUUCACAUCACCGCGUCAUAGCCCCCAUGCAUCCGACGCAUCCUCGGUUACAACACCCCCGACGUCUCCCAUCGCCAAAACUCCAAAUACACCCCCUCGCUUAUCGUUGCGGCUCAGUUCGAUCUUGGAGGGCAAGCAGUCGUCGCCAACCUCAUACUUCGAUCUAAAAAUUACUCGUACAUCUACGCAUUCAACGUCAAUGGGUGUCCCACCGACAGUCCAAUCGAAGGAUACCACAGAAGAGGAAGGCACAGUGGAGAAUAGUUCAAAUAGGUCUUCAACAGAAUUGGAACUUCCAAUACAGUCUCCGCCCCCGCCAGCCCGAAACUCUCACCGGAUCUCUAAGCCCGCUCCUUCUCAAUCUGCGCUAUAUCAGCUUGAGACAGCUGAGAACAGGGAAGAAAUCAACGAGGAGGAGGAGGAGGAGAAGGAAGAAGGAGAUGGGAAAAAAGAAAAGGAUGGAGAAGAAAAUGAUGAUAAUGAAGAAGAAGACGAAGAAGAAGAAGAGCCGGUCUACCUCCUUCAACCCAAAACGUAUACACCACAAACAUCACCUCUUCCCUCUCCUCGCGUGUUCGACCGCCCGAAGCCGAAGGAUGAACCGGUCAGCUACAAGCCGGAAUUACCGGUGUCCAUCGUUGGAAAGCUGAAGGAACAGACAUUAGAGGCGAAGGCGUAUAGCCAGGAACCGACAUUGGAGGCAAAGGUCUAUACUCGGAAACCGACAUUGGAGGCAAAGGUGUAUAGUCGGGAACCGACAUUGGAGGCAAAAGUGUAUACUCAGAAACCGACAUUGGAGGCAAAGGUCUAUACUCAGAAACCGACAUUGGAGGCAAAGGUCUACACUCAGGAACCGACAUUGGAUGCAAAGGUCUAUACUCAGGAACCGACAUUGGAGGCAAAGGUAUUCAAGACCAUCUUCAAAGCAAAGCCACAGGACGAUACCAGAGUCACCCCAAUUGAGACCGCAACCUUCGAGGCCCAAAUUGGCUCCAGUCGAGACAAGAGACUCCAGACCAACAUCAAAGCAAAGCCACAGAAUUUCGCCCGAAUCAUUGCCAGAGAUUCUGCUUAUGGAUCGGACAUGGAGCGACCACAUGUCAACUCAAUUGCAUCAUUCGAUACAGUUGCCGACUUUCCGCCGCCGCCAGCACUCAUGCAUCCCGGAUUUGUCUCAUCACCUCACUCAGAGAGCGGAAUGCAGUUUUGGCGCCCUGUUCAGGCGAGCCCGCACUCACCUUUGCAACAAAGACCGCACACUUCAGGAACCCAGUAUAGCGCGCAGGGGCAACAAUCGGCCUCAUAUCAGUCGCCAUACCAGUCCCCACAACAACCACUCGGUCACCUUCACCAGGUGCCGCCACGGAACCUCCCUUCUGCUAUGGGCAUGAGCGUGAGGAGCAACAUGACGACAGGAACGACAGCGAGCCAGGAGACCAACAGUGGAAAAUCACUGAAGAAAAAGCGAAGCGCGUUUGGGUGGCUGAAGAAGGCGUUCGCGCUGGAUGAAGAGGAGCGUGCCGCUUUUGAGGCGAGAAGACAGAUGGAGACGAGGAAUCUCUACUAUGAUGGUAGAAGUGCCCAAUUCUUGGACGGGAAACGGAUACAGGCUCCACUGCCUCGUCACCCUGGGCCAUACCAGCAUGGACCGUAUCAGUCUCAACAGUUUCAGCAGUCUGGGCAGUUUCCUCCCGGACAGUUCUGAGAUCUUGAGGGGAAAACGAAGGAAAGAUAGGAAAAGAAAGGAAAAGACGGAAAGUGGCAGGCAUGAGGCUGGCCAUCCGGGGCUAAGGAACCCAAGUCCAUAUGUGAUGAAAGCAACUUUGGUUACUUGUAAAGGUUGCUGGAUUACUGUGACCUCAUUGAGCGGCAAACGAGAUGGGCAUCUUCAUACUUGUUGAAGUCGAAGG
Neurospora crassa OR74A is the source of this 3842-nucleotide messenger RNA. RefSeq lists its product as hypothetical. The coding region runs from base 932 to 3637 and encodes 901 amino acids. Lineage: Eukaryota; Fungi; Ascomycota; Sordariomycetes; Sordariales; Sordariaceae. The record is from RefSeq and is a predicted model, not a curated record. The transcript has 5 exons.